Messenger RNA from Rhagoletis pomonella (apple maggot), 2164 nucleotides. RefSeq names its product homeobox protein abdominal-B (gene Abd-B). Lineage: Eukaryota; Metazoa; Arthropoda; Insecta; Diptera; Tephritidae. The record is from RefSeq and is a predicted model, not a curated record. Gene Ontology annotation, cellular component: nucleus. Gene Ontology annotation, molecular function: RNA polymerase II cis-regulatory region sequence-specific DNA binding; DNA-binding transcription factor activity, RNA polymerase II-specific. The transcript is spliced from 5 exons. Gene Ontology annotation, biological process: regulation of transcription by RNA polymerase II. The coding region runs from base 99 to 1295 and encodes 398 amino acids.
CGGCGAACUCCUCUUCUCUUAUCCCAACGGCCGCCGUACUUCCUCAACAACAACAACAAACGACACCAACGUCGCAUUCCACGCCCACACAUGCGGUUAUGUAUGAAGAGCCCCCUUCAGUGCCAAUCGUCUCCGCACAACAGCAACAACAACAGCAGCAACAGCCACUUCACCUGCCCCCUCAACAGCAACAGCUCGCUACCACACCAGUCGGCGGUGGGCACAGUCCCUCCCAAACGCCUUCAGGCAUCGUCUCACAAACGCAGCAGCAUCUCACAUCACCUCACCACCAACAGCAGCAACAAACGAAUAGUGUGCCUCCUGGUGCGUCAACAAGUCUCCAGCAGCAACAACAACAGCAGCAGCAGCAGCAGCAACAACAACAACAACAACAACAACAACAAAACACAGCAGUGGCGUCCGGCCAAACUCAGAUUGUUGCGCCGUCAACGGCGAGUGUUUCCCCCUCCAGUGUUAGUUCCCAACCACCAGACAUGUCCCUGUUAGCACCUCUGCAUAUUCCCGCGAUCCGGCCUGGUUUCGAAGCCGAUGCAACGGCUGCUGUUAAACGGCAUCCUCACCCAUGGGCCUAUGAUGGUGAUGGCUUCAGCUCGGCACAAUACCAUGCUUCGCAAUACUUUCUAGAUCGAGAUCGAAAACCAGUUUUUUAUGGCUAUCCCGAAACGCAAUAUCAGCCGUAUUGGAAUUACCGGGACCAACCCACACCGGCUGCGGCGGCCUACAUGAGCGCUAGUGAUGAGCGACAUGCUGCCGCAGCUGCCGCCCGCCAGUCCGUCGAGGGCACUUCGCAGUCGAGUUACGAAACGCCAACAUAUUCUUCUCCUAGCGGUCUGCGGGGAUACCCAAGUGAGGCCUAUUCCAGCACAGGUGGAACUGCUGGCAUUCCAGUUGGCACGGUCGGUCCUUGUACGCCCACUAAUGCGCUACACGAAUGGACUGGCCAGGUUUCUGUUCGAAAAAAGCGUAAACCUUACUCGAAAUUCCAGACCCUUGAAUUAGAGAAGGAGUUCCUCUACAAUGCGUACGUCUCUAAACAGAAACGUUGGGAGUUGGCAAGAAAUUUAAAUCUUACCGAACGACAGGUAAAGAUUUGGUUCCAGAACCGACGAAUGAAAAACAAAAAAAAUUCGCAACGCCAAGCCGCCCAGCAGAAUAACAACAGUAGUGCAAACAGCAACCAUAACCAUGCGCAGGCUGCGCAACAACACCAUAAUACUCAUCAUAUGAACUUGGGCCUAAGCAUGGGACAUCAUUCUACCAAAAUGCACCAGUGACCUUUGGACAACAGCAGUGCCAGCGCAAUGGGUUUCACCACCUACUAGCAUUUGGCGAAUAUCAAGACUGAAAUGCAGUCGGAAUUCCAGUAAACUUGCAAAUCUAGUCAAUUCAGCAUAAAUCUACUAAUGAAUAACUGGACACAACUAAAUUUAGCAACUAUCACCUAAACAGAUACCUAAACACAUACUUAUAUAUGUACAUCGUUCAUUUAAAUUAUUAUUGAUAAAUGUAUGAGCACCGACACACAUACUUACAUACAUAUGUAUGUACUUACAUACGUACAUAUGUAUGUAUUUAUAUUGACGAAACAGUGCUCAAUAUGUAAAUACUAUAUUGUUGUGCCUGAUGUGUGGCAACAUAAUACUAUAUAUCUAUACUACCUAUUAUUUCUUCGUAAUUGUAGGCUGUAAUUUUGACCAAUUAAAAGUUUCUGAAAUUAGGAAAAGUUUUGUUAUAUCCUUUUUUCCCAAUAAAUAUUAAGUUUUUUUACCAGUGUAAUCUCAAACUUCCGGGGUUUUGCAAUUAAUUACUAAUAUGUCAGAACUUAAUAUCAAACCAAAUAAAAUUAUAUAUUUGCAUACAUAAUUUUGGAUGAUAGAUAUAUGUAUAUAGAUACAUAAACUGCCUUCUUAGCGGUUUUGGAGCAAAAUAAAAUUAACUUAAUUCUAAGGAGUAAUAGCUUAGUAUGUCGUCUAUCCUACUUAUAGAAAAUACUACACACUUACUGCUUUUACAAGCACAGAUUUGCUCGCAACUGAAUUCCGUCUUCUAGCAGGAAAGUCUAGAAUUACUCGAUUUAUAAAGACACGCAAAGGGCACUGCUGGGUUCAGAGGAAUAAUUUAAAUAAAUAUAAAAAAAUAUAAG